AUGGAAUACAGCAAACCCUCCAAAGGCAUAACGCCACGGAUCAUAAUCCACGGCGGCGCAGGCAACAUAACACCAUCCAACCUCCCGCCCUCCCAGUACCGCGAAUUUCACCACUCCCUCCUCACCAUCCUCUCUCAGACGUACCAUUUCCUCCUCUCUCCCUCAUCCUUUCCCCUCUCUACCAAUCGAUCCUCAACAUCCGCCCUCGACGCCGCCACCUUCGCCGUCACCCUGCUCGAAAACAACCCACUCUUCAACUCCGGCCACGGCGCUGUCUUCACACGCGAAGGAAUCAAUGAACUCGAAGCUUCGAUUAUGGUAUCAAAAGGGAAGAAGAAGAGAGGCACGGGCGUAAUGGGUCUUACGCGGAUUAAGAACCCAAUUAAGCUUGCGAGGGAGAUGUUGUUACGGGGGGAGGAGGAUUUGUAUGGUGAGGACCCUGAGCGGAGAAGUACUGGCGCGCAGGGACACUGCCAGUUGCAUAAGUUUAGUGCGGAGAAGUUGGCGGAGGAUUGGGGACUGGAGAUGGUGGACCCGAGUUACUUCUAUACAAAAACAAGGUGGGAGCAGCAUUUGAAGGGGCUGAAGAAGGAAGUGGAGGAGGAAGGUGGUGUCGCGACGUGGGAUGAGAAGGAUUUCUUUCCACAGGGGACGUGUGGUGCUGUUGCGCUGGAUGCGGAGGGUGUAAUUUGUGCCGCUACGAGUACCGGCGGAAUGACGAAUAAGUUAACGGGGAGAAUUGGGGAUACGCCAACUCUUGGGGCGGGCUUUUGGGCGGAGGAGUGGGAGGAGGAUGUAUCCAAUAUCUCCAGGAUAGAGACAUUUCUGUCAAGACCUGGGCCGGCACUUGUGCUGAGCGAAACACUCAAAGGGUUGAUGGCUGAUUGUUUCCCGAGCUUAACAACAUACUCUCCCAUACCCAGAGACGAGGGCGAUGUUGUAUCGAGAAGAAUAGAAGACGAAGUAUUUCGCGCAACAGCCAUGUCAGGGACAGGCAACGGGGAUUCGUUCCUACGGACCAACGCCGUCCGUACGAUCUCCGCCAUAGCACGUUAUGGAUCUCCCUCAUCCUCCCUUCAGUGUGCCCUCGCUCAGAUAACCGGCCGCGAUGGUGAGCUCCAACAAAGCGCAGGCGACCGCUGGCAGCAAACUGGAGAAGGCGAAGGCGGCGUCAUCGGUAUCGAGCUCAAGCUUGUAAGGACUGCAGAUGGCGAGAUAAAGUCCGCGAUAUCGGACUGUCUCGAUGACUUCAACUGUGGAGGCAUGUUUAGAGCAGCGGUCAAUAGGCAUGGCAAGGCUGUGAUGCGUGUUUGGAGGGAGGCACAGUAUAGUGGAUUGGAGAAAUAUGAUGGAGAGGGACGGGAGUAUGAUUUGUGGGAGUGGUUGGAUGCGGAGGUGGUCUCAUGA
This is a messenger RNA of Cadophora gregata, 1407 nucleotides long. RefSeq lists its product as uncharacterized. The transcript has a single exon. The coding region runs from base 1 to 1407 and encodes 468 amino acids. Lineage: Eukaryota; Fungi; Ascomycota; Leotiomycetes; Helotiales; Ploettnerulaceae. Gene Ontology annotation, molecular function: hydrolase activity. The record is from RefSeq and is a predicted model, not a curated record.